Messenger RNA from Podarcis muralis (Common wall lizard), 2770 nucleotides. It is a transcript of the gene GOLPH3, whose product is annotated as golgi phosphoprotein 3. Gene Ontology annotation, molecular function: phosphatidylinositol-4-phosphate binding. Gene Ontology annotation, biological process: Golgi to plasma membrane protein transport; Golgi organization; Golgi vesicle budding. The record is from RefSeq and is a predicted model, not a curated record. Gene Ontology annotation, cellular component: trans-Golgi network; Golgi cisterna; cytosol. Lineage: Eukaryota; Metazoa; Chordata; Lepidosauria; Squamata; Lacertidae.
AUUGGAGGAGAAGGUGCUCCUGCCGCCGCCGCCGCCGCUGGUGCCGCAGGGGGAGCCAGGCUGGCCCAGCUCCUUCUCCCCCGCUCCCUUCCCUCCCUUUCCCCUCCCUGAGGGCCUCGGGCCGCCCCAGCUCUCGCCAGGAGUGGGGGAAGCGGAGAGAGCGAGCGAGAGCGGCAGGGAGGCCGCAGCCCCAGCCUUUCCAGCAGGGUCCUCCCGGGGCCCCCCGCCGCCGCCGCCAUGACUUCCCUGACCCAGCGAAACUCGGGCCUAGUGCAGCGCCGGACCGAGGCCUCUCGCAGCGCCGCCGCGGCCGACAAAGAGCGGGCGUCCGGGGGCGGCGGCGGCGGCGGGGGCGGCGGAGGAGGCGCGGAGGAAGAAGGCCGGCGGGACGAGCAGGGCGACGACGAGAAGGGCGACUCCAAGGAAACGCGCCUCACGCUCAUGGAGGAAGUGCUGCUGCUGGGCCUCAAGGACCGAGAGGGUUAUACAUCAUUUUGGAAUGACUGCAUUUCCUCUGGGCUGCGUGGCUGCAUGUUAAUUGAAUUAGCACUGAGAGGGCGUCUUCAGCUGGAGGCAUUUGGAAUGAGACGCAAAAGUUUGUUAACUAGAAAGGUGAUCUGCAAAUCAGAUGCUCCUACAGGGGAUGUUCUACUUGAUGAAGCUCUGAAGCACAUUAAGGAGACACAGCCUCCUGAAACAGUGCAGAACUGGAUAGAGCUGCUUAGUGGUGAGACAUGGAAUCCAUUAAAAUUGCACUACCAGUUACGAAACGUACGUGAACGAUUAGCCAAAAACCUGGUGGAAAAGGGGGUUUUGACUACAGAGAAACAGAACUUUCUCCUCUUUGACAUGACCACACACCCUCUCACCAACAACAACAUUAAGCAGCGCCUCAUCAAGAAAGUUCAAGAAGCUGUUCUUGACAGAUGGGUGAAUGACCCCCACCGCAUGGACAAGCGCUUGCUGGCUCUCAUUUACUUAGCCCACGCAUCAGAUGUCCUUGAGAACGCUUUUGCCCCCCUUUUGGAUGAGCAGUAUGACCUAGCCACAAAGAGAGUGCGGCAGCUCCUGGAUUUAGACCCUGAAGUCGAAUGUAUGAAGGCCAACACAAAUGAGGUCCUGUGGGCUGUAGUAGCAGCCUUCACAAAAUAACUGCAAUCAGACUGCUCAAGUGUUCUUUUCCCCAUUUCAUGUCAAUCAAUUUAUCUUCUAUUGACGAUUCAUGUUUUCUGUCAUCUUGUACCUCUCUUCAUAUGAUGAAAAUCAGCUCUUGUUCAAGCUUUUGUUCAUGGGAACGGUAGGUGGUGUGUUCUGUUUCUCCGUGUGUGUGUGUCUACUACAGGAUUCUGCUGGUUCAAGAGAGCUUCCUGCUCUUCAACAUGCUUGACAGCCACAUUGACAUUCUGUUUAGUAUCCGAUCUAAGUUACUGUGUCUGGGUUUUUAUUGUACCCCUCUUUCUUCCACUGGGAUGGUUUCACGCAGAAAGCACAUCCCAGGAGGGAAUCAAGCAUCUGGUUUCAAGUUGAUCCAACUGUAUCAUCUGCCUCAGCGAAGUGCAGCAUUUUAUCCUUGGCUAAAAUCACGAAGGCAUGUUGGAAUCGCCCGAAGUGAGCCUUUUGGAGUGCAGUUGAACAGGUUCCGUUAAAUCACUGAGGGUUAUUUUGGAACCUCGCACAGAAUCCUGCUGGAAUGGAGUGGUGAUUGGUGCCACAACAAAACCUAGUAGAUUGCCCCUUUCUUCCUAGACAUACAUGUGUAAGUGCUCAAACAAUUUCUAAAGCAGAAAUAUCCCCAGAUCGACUCAAUAAAUAGUUCAGCCAUCUCGUGCAUUUUGCUGUUCAUGUAACUCUUUAUUGAGUUUUUGUUUGUUUACUUUAAAAAUAACUGAAUCCUAAGGCUAGUAUCAAAAAGUCUGGUUGUUUUGCAGAGGGGUGGGAUACAUUCCAGUGUGGUCUGUAUAUAGAAUUGUAUAUUAACACUCAAGCACAUUUUAGUAAAUUUCCAAAUCUGAAUUAGUUGUGCAUCUGGCUUUCUAUCAUUUGCUUUCAGCCACUGCCUCUUGGUGGAAAGAUGGGCCUCCUAUAAAAAAAAGGUGUGCAUGUGUGCGUGCCUGACCUUUCCUUCUAUGGAGUUUGUGCCAUUCAGGUACAUUCUUCUUGUAUGUUGCCUUUAUAACAUUUGUUGUAUGAUGAGAACAUUUUAUCAUUCCCCCCCCUUUUUUUUUUUGGAAGAGGCUUGUGAUGAGUACAGUUCUUGGUUGCAGACUUCAAUUUCUGUUUGUACACAAGUUAAAAUUGUGUCUCAUGCCAUUAAUCAACUUAACACUUAAACAAAAAUCAGUUGUCAAUCUUAACAAGUGUUGCAUGUAAAUUGUUAGCAGGUAAUUACUACAGUUCAACCAAUUACGACUUCUGUAGUAGGAAGCUCUACUAUGUUUUAAUUUUUAUAUACAAUUAUGCUGAUUAGCACAUUAUUGUAAAAUAUAUAAACUGGCUUUUUAAAGUUUAUUACCUCUUUACCAUUGCUUGUUCUAGCUCCAUUCACAAUGUAAAUAUUAUGCAUUGAACAAAUAAAAGACUGACCUUUUUGUUUUGGAUAACAGAACACACUAAUAGUGGAGCAGGUAUGUAGAAAUUUUUGGUUAACAUUGAAAGCAGAAAUUACUAGAUGGCGUUUAACUGUAGUUGAAAUUUAAAGGGAUCCCCAAUCUGUAUACUAGCUUUUUACCUACAGUAAAUAAACGAUUAUCUUGAAAGUGCCUGAAACAGA